Messenger RNA from Drosophila teissieri, 1836 nucleotides. RefSeq lists its product as uncharacterized. The record is from RefSeq and is a predicted model, not a curated record. Lineage: Eukaryota; Metazoa; Arthropoda; Insecta; Diptera; Drosophilidae. The transcript has 2 exons. Bases 1 to 1836 code for a protein of 611 amino acids.
AUGGGACACCUGACGCGACGCAGCAGCCUAAUGGCCAUAGUCCUGUGCCUGGUACUCAACACAAAGCACCUCUCGGUGCAUGGCGAUGCCUCGCACAUUGAGUCCGCCGCCCUGCCCCUCGAACACAGGGCCGGCUACGGUCCACCGGCGCCCAUUUACGGAGCGCCCCAGGGACCACUGAGCACCGGAGCCACCAACGAUGUGUCCGAGGAGGCAUGGCCCCUCGCCAGCACCAACGACAGUCCGCAGAUCAAGCACCUGCAGGUGCAGUGCGAGAAGACCCACAUGCGGGUGAACAUCGAGUUCGACCGGCCCUUCUACGGCAUGAUCUUCUCCAAGGGAUUCUACAGUGAUCCCCACUGUGUGCACCUGAAGCCCGGCACCGGCCACCUGAGCGCCACCUUCGAGAUCUUCCUGAACAGCUGCGGCAUGACCAGCUCGGCCAACCACAAUGCCGCCGGCUAUGGAGCGCCCACGCCAUCGGGCAGCUAUGUGGAGAACACGAUCAUCAUACAGUACGAUCCCUAUGUGCAGGAGGUGUGGGAUCAGGCUAGGAAGCUGCGCUGCACCUGGUACGAUUUCUACGAGAAGGCCGUCACCUUCAGGCCAUUCCAGGUGGACAUGUUGCAUGCGGUGACCGCUAACUUUCUGGGCGACAACCUGCAGUGCUGGAUGCAAAUCCAGGUGGGCAAGGGACCAUGGGCCUCCGAGGUAUCGGGCAUUGUGAAGAUCGGACAGACGAUGACCAUGGUGCUGGCCAUCAAGGAUGAUGAGAACAAAUUCGAUAUGCUGGUGCGCAACUGUGUGGCCCAUGACGGCAAGCGGGCUCCCAUCCAGCUGGUGGAUCAGAAUGGCUGCGUUGUCAGGCCGAAGAUCAUGAGCAAGUUCCAGAAGAUCAAGAACUUCGGACCCUCCGCAUCGGUGGUUAGCUUCGCCUACUUCCAGGCCUUCAAGUUCCCCGACUCGAUGAAUGUGCACUUCCAGUGCGUCAUCCAGGUGUGCCGCUACAACUGCCCCGAGCCCAAGUGCGGUCCCGGUUUGCCGGGUGGCGAGUACGGUCUGCCCCAGAUUGGCGCCAAUGGUCUGUCCGAGGAGUACGGUCCCCCAGAGGCCUAUGAGCGCAACGAUUUCGCCUUGGGCGGCCCCGGAGUUCUGCCACCAGCUGCCUAUCCGGAUCCACGUCACCCUGCCUCCGAUGCCACUGGAGCCUACUCCGAGAACCAACCGGAUGUGGUGCCCUCGCCUCAGGCUCAGACCUCGGCGGCCGUGCCCACCGCUGACUCUGGAACCGUUUCCGGACCAGCCAGCUCGCAGUCGCCACAGCCUCAGCCCACUGGCAGCAACGAACUGGGUCUGCCGCCACCACCACUGCCAGGACAGAGCGGUCAGUAUAGCACGGUGAAGCGCAAGGAUGACCUGAGUGCCGGUGGCAACCUGGUUUCCCUGGGUGGACGACCCCGCUCCGUGGAGGGACUGGACGAUCUGCGCGGCGUGCGCCGGCGCAGGGACACCAUGGACAUUGUGGUGAAGCCACAGAGGAUCUACAAGCGGAAUGCGCAGGAGAUGACCGAUGUGAACACCAGCCGGAUCAUUCAGGUGGUGGCGCCCGGAGACGUGAACUUUGCGCUGAACAGCAAUGCCAGCAACGAGACGGUGGUCAUCCAGUCGGCCAGGUCCGCGGAUGCGGAGACCAUCUGCAUGUCGGUGCCCAGCUUUGUGGGAGGAUUGGUGAUGCUGCUGCUCGUCCUGGCCGUCGCCUCUCUAGUCGCCGCCUUCCUCUUCGUCCGCGUGCGCCACUUCGAUCGCAAGGGCGCGGGCAUGGCCUAUGUGAACUAA